CCGAGCCGGCUCAUCUUCCCCAGCAGAAUCUUUUACUGAGGGGUUUUUUGGUGGGGGGAAGGGUUGCGGGCUGGUGUUCUUCUCCUGGGUGUCACUGUCACUCUAUGGCAGCCCCAGGGCUGGCCCUAGGCCGCGCUGUCAACUUCCCUCGCCCCCGCCCCCGGCUCGGGUAACGUUCCUCUCCAAGCCUGAGGCACAAGAGCUGGCUGCACCUGUGUUCCAGAAGCAGGGAGAACAGACAGGGACCCUCGCUUUACAACCUGGGGAAGCGGCGCCGACACUCUCCUGGUGCUAGAAUGCCAGUAGUAUUCUCAGAUAUCAAAACAAAAACGGCUGCGGUUUAACCCUUACCGUGAAGAAUAGUGUACUGGUGAACCGGGGCUCCCCAGGGUAAGAUCCUGGGAUACUGGACCAGAUGUACCCUUUGGCAAUUGGCUGCGACCUGUGCUGGAGAGACAUAUAGGAAUGAUAUAUUCCUGGGCUGUAUUUCUCCUUCUUGGGAUUCAUUCAGUUCAUUCUAGAAACGCUGAUCCUCGGCUUACUGUGAAAUACCCUCAGUGAAGGUCUAAUGGACAAUGACCUUCUGGUGAUUUUGUAACUUUUUUCCUUCAUGUGAAAAGUUGGAAGACAAAAGGAGGAAGCCAAAAAUUACCUGCUCUGGUCAGUAGAGUGCUGUGCUUGGUUCUCGGAACAUGGGCCCUCGGUUAAAGCUACAGCUGUGAUCCUCGGCUCUCUGUGGCAUUGAAGGGACCUGAUGUUUUACGUUAUUGGUGGCAUCACAGUGUCUGUCGUUGCAUUCUUCUUCACAAUUAAGUUCCUCUUUGAACUUGCCGCACGUGUAGUCAGCUUCCUCCAGAAUGAGGACCGUGAGCGCCGAGGGGACCGGACCAUUUAUGACUACGUGCGGGGAAAUUACUUGGAUCCCCGGUCUUGCAAAGUCUCUUGGGAUUGGAAGGAUCCCUAUGAGGUGGGCCACAGCAUGGCCUUCCGAGUGCAUCUGUUCUAUAAGAACGGGCAGCCUUUCCCUGCACAUCGGCCUGUGGGUCUGAGAGUUCACAUCUCUCAUGUGGAGCUAGCAGUGGAAAUUCCAGUCACCCAGGAAGUCCUUCAGGAGCCCAACUCCAAUGUGGUCAAGGUGGCCUUCACCGUGCGCAGGGCAGGGCGCUAUGAGAUCACCGUGAAGCUGGGUGGAUUAAAUGUAGCCUACAGUCCCUACUACAAAAUUUUUCAACCUGGAAUGGUGGUUCCUUCCAAGACCAAAAUUGUGUGCCAUUUUUCUACUCUUGUAUUGACCUGUGGGGAGCCACACACCCUUCAGAUAGUGCCCCGAGAUGAGUAUGAUAACCCGACCAACAAUUCCACAUGCUUGAGAGAUGAGCACAAUUACAGUCUGUCCAUUCAUGAGCUUGGCCCUCAAGAAGAAGAGAGUACUGAUGUCUUGUUUGAGAAGUCAGUGACAUCCAACAGACAGACUUGCCAGGUGUUCUUGCGACUCACCCUACAUUCUCGUGGCUGCUUCCAUGCCUGUAUUUCAUACCAAAAUCAACCAAUCAAUAAUGGCGAAUUUGACAUUAUCGUCCUAAGUGAGAAUGAGAAGAACAUUGUUGAACGCAACGUGUCCACUUCAGGCGUGAGCAUCUACUUUGAAGCAUAUCUGUACAAUGCAGCCAACUGCACCAGCGCACCAUGGCACCUACCACCCAUGCACAUGAGCUCUUCCCAGCGCCGGCCUUCCACCGCCAUUGAGGAGGAAGAUGAAGACUCACCCUCUGAGUGCCACACCCCUGAGAAGGUGAAGAAACCGAAGAAGGUGUACUGCUAUGUGUCACCAAAGCAAUUCUCAGUAAAGGAGUUCUACCUGAAAAUCAUUCCCUGGCGCCUCUACACCUUCCGAGUGUGCCCAGGAACAAAGUUUUCAUACCUUGGCCCUGACCCUGUUCAUAAGCUCCUCACACUGGUGGUAGAUGAUGGCAUCCAGCCCCCUGUGGAGCUCAGCUGUAAGGAGAGAAACAUCCUGGCAGCCACUUUCAUCCGCUCCCUCCACAAAAACAUAGGAGGCUCUGAGACGUUUCAGGACAAGGUGAACUUCUUCCAGCGAGAGCUUCGACAAGUCCACCUGAAAAGGCCACAUUCCAGAGUCACCCUGAAGGUCAGCAGACAUGCCUUGUUGGAGUCGUCUCUGAAAGCCACUAGAAACUUCUCCAUCUCAGACUGGAGCAAGAACUUUGAAGUGGUUUUCCAGGAUGAAGAAGCUCUGGACUGGGGCGGACCUCGCCGGGAAUGGUUUGAACUGAUCUGCAAAGCCUUGUUUGAUACCACCAGUCAGCUCUUCACCCGAUUCAGUGACAACAACCAAGCAUUAGUGCAUCCCAACCCUAACCGCCCUGCUCAUCUGCGCCUAAAGAUGUAUGAGUUUGCAGGGCGACUGGUUGGCAAGUGUCUCUAUGAGUCCUCUCUCGGAGGAGCCUACAAGCAGUUGGUCCGAGCCCGCUUCACUAGAUCCUUCCUGGCCCAAAUCAUAGGACUGCGUAUGCAUUACAAGUACUUUGAAACAGAUGACCCAGAAUUCUACAAAUCCAAAGUCUGUUUUAUCCUCAACAAUGAUAUGAGUGAGAUGGAGCUGGUCUUCGCGGAAGAGAAGUAUAACAAGUCAGGCCAGUUGGAAAAGGUGGUAGAACUCAUGGCAGGUGGAGCUCAAACACCAGUCACUAAUGCAAAUAAAAUCUUCUAUUUAAAUUUGCUGGCCCAGUAUAGGCUGGCCAGUCAAGUGAAAGAGGAAGUGGAGCAUUUCCUAAAAGGCCUGAAUGAGUUGGUCCCUGAAAACCUGUUGGCUAUUUUUGAUGAGAAUGAGCUGGAGCUACUGAUGUGUGGGACCGGAGACAUCAGCGUGUCUGACUUCAAAGCCCAUGCCGUGGUUGUUGGUGGCUCAUGGCAUUUCAGAGAAAAGGUCAUGAGGUGGUUUUGGACUGUGGUGUCCAGUCUGACCCAGGAGGAGUUGGCCCGGCUACUUCAAUUCACAACAGGCUCCUCUCAGCUGCCACCUGGAGGCUUUGCCGCCCUCUGUCCUUCAUUUCAGAUCAUUGCUGCUCCAACCCACAGCACACUCCCCACUGCACACACGUGUUUUAACCAGCUGUGCCUCCCAACAUAUGACUCGUAUGAAGAGGUACACAGGAUGCUGCAGCUCGCCAUCAGCGAGGGCUGCGAAGGCUUCGGCAUGCUCUGAGCACUCUGCUGCCUCCCACUCAGCUCCCAUGCUCCCACUGGUGCAUGCUAAGAGACUUCAUGACUGUAGACCCUAACACAACUCUAGGCGAGGAGAUGCCACCUGUUCCCCUGUGUCUGCAGGAGUGUGUCAUUCACAAGCCUCCUUCUGACCUCACCCCUCCCUGCCCAAACUCACCCCAGGCCACUGUGGCCCGGUACGGAAUCUGAGCUCCUGUGAGUCAUGAAAAGAGGAUCGUGCUGCUCUUGUUUCAUUUGGUCCUUUGAAGAUCUCAGUAGCUGGAGCUGCCUCAGUAGCUGUGAGAUGUGGCACACAGGACUCAGCUAUAUGGGGAAGCUGGUGUGCAGAGAGCCUGAAGUCUCCGUCUCACUCCAGCUCCCUUGUGACUUGACCAGACUGAACACGAGACCUUCUCAGGGAUAGUGUUGCCCCUUCUUGACAGGAUCCAGGAGAAGCCCAGGAUGGAAAGUGGUCCACAUGAGCAGUCUGUGGGUUAGACCCCCUGCACAAUGGCAGGCGUAGCUAUGGCACCAGACCAGUUCUAAUGAGGACAGAUGGCACAGACUGAUCUGUUUUUGUAGUGUAAGAACUGGAAAAGGCACUUUCCCUGCAGGCAUUUCUGGAAAUGAUCAUUAAUCCAUAAAGAAGAAGAACUCUAAGCUUUUUCUUGAGUUGGAGCCAGUGAGAAAAGCAACCGGAGAGAAGCACGUGAGGGACAGCUGGACUGCAGCAGUGCCGAGUGCGGUUCUUGCUUUGAGGGAGAGGGCUUGGGGAGGAGACUGCUGGCUGGAGGGCCACUCUUUCCUGAAUGUGUUCUUUGCACAGAGGUGUGGCUGGGCCUGGCUGCUGACUUUGAGCCUGCUGGGAGCUGGGGUGUCUUUAGGGUUCUCCUGAAGGAGAUCUUACUGCACAGGAUUGACAAAGUAAGAAUAACAUGCCAGCAGUUCUGGGUUCUCUGCCUGGAACACUGAGGCAAGGAACAACACCCACGUGUUGGAACACUGGGGAUUAGAUAGUGAAAAGCUCACCCCUUCCAUAUGUCUGCUGGGCUCCAUCCCUUACCAACGAGGGAGAGGAUUGUUAGGUUCGCUGUUGUGUGAUGAUUGGAGAGAACCUGCUGCUGUCUCUUUGAAGGUGACAACAUCCUUACUCAUUACUAUUUGAAUAAGAACAGUGUCAGUACUCAAAACUCAUCAACUUUCCCUAAUUUCUGUCAAGAAGGUUUUGCUGCAAGCUACUAUUCCCAGUGGGAUGUCAACUUUGAGAAUAUUCCAAGCCAUUCCUACUGCCAAAACCAGCAAACACAGAGUUCUGAGACAGGGCAGGACUGUGGCAAUGCCUCGGCCUCCUGGAAGCGUGUCUGAGCCCCCUUCUUCCUGGCAAGUGUGAGCAAGAAGCCCUUCAGAGCACUAUGGUUCCUGUCAGACCUCACUCCUGCGCAGUUCUCAUUCGUCCUCUCCCAGCGUGGGUGCUGGCCUUACUCGUUGUCCUUGGGGUCCAGGAUCUAGCAUCAGGGCUCUACACCCCAGGAUCCUCCAUGCCACACAGUCACUGCUUUCCUCAGGGACCCGGACAAGGUGCUGCUGCUUGCCCAAAUCUUUCCCAUGGAGAUCUGUACAAAGAAGUUUAACCCUCACCGUGGGAAACAUGCCACCGCCCUUCUGGCACAGACGGGAUGGUCCUGAGCAGGGGGCACGUAUGGGCUGGCUCUGCUGGUUUUGGCCAUCAUUUCUCUCUUGCAGUCUGUGUUUUCCCUCCCAGCAGCUCUCCAGAAAUUGUUUCUGGAGAUGGAGUUGAUUUUCUUGGCUGGGCCUGUCACCUGCAGAUCUAGUCAUAGCACUGCUUUGCAGCGUCGUCAGCACCCCUGCAGCCCCUCUGGGGCAGCUCCAUCCCGUGAACCCAGCAUCUUUGUUUCACAAGGCCCUUUGGCACUGGUAUGGCUUUCUGUUCUUCAAAUGCUGUUCUUCUCCACCCUCAAACUCUGUUCGAACUGUCUUUGUUCUUUUCAGCCUUUCCUUUGACUUUUUUUCCCCCCAAUUCUGCUUUGGUUCUAGCCAGUGUGAACAAAAGGUACACUAUGUCAGAAGGGAAGUUGUGUUAUUUCUUGGGCAAUGUUCUAUUCGUGUUUCAUGUUUCUAAUUUUGGCCAGUUCUGUAAAUUAUGCCCUUGUGGCCCAGGUACUUGGUGGGGGCCGGGAGAGUAGAGACGGGAGCAGCUGUCUCCCAGCCUUUUAGUGUCUUUGAAGGAGACCAAGCGUCAGGUGAACACCAAGGGGAGUGUUUGGCAUGUUUCCAGGAAAACAGCAGAGACCAAGCCAGGCUGCAAUUCAUCAGGCCAGGUGAAAGGACCAGAUGAUUGCAAUAGAUGAUGUAAAUAUUUUGUUAAGUAAAUAAAUAAAUGGUUUAAGAGAGCUUUGGAGCAAGUGUCUGCUGUAAGUAGAUUCAGGACUUAAAUUGAAGAUGGACAGGGAAAAUAUUCAGCAUUUACCACUUCUGCAGGAACAUCUCUGAAUUGAGGGGUUGUUGGCUCCAGCUGAUGGAACCCCUGGCCUGUCUGUAGGGCGUACUCUUUCCGCUUUCACUGUGAGCUCUCCGGCCAGGCAGGCCCAGCACCCUCACUCUCCCUGGUGGCCCUGCAGGGGGACAGACACAAACUUGUGUUCAGCUGCUGAAGAAGAAACCAGCAGGGCAGAAAAGAGACUGACUGUCCUCAUAGGUCCUCUGACCACACAAGAUCAGUGUAAAAAUUGGAAGAGGAGAAACUAGACAAGGGAAGUAAGCCACCUACCUUGCAGAAGGAACCGCAGUUAUCAGCUUGCUCUUGUAGACACACAUGGGUUUCCCGACACAAACCCCUGCUCUCCUGGAAGGGCUUCAGGGAUGGCAAACAGAAAUGCUGCUCAAGAGUCUGGUGGCAGAAGUGCCAGUGCAGCCAGUGGUGAGCUUGUCAGAGAUACCAGGCUUCUGAUGUGACCCUACAAGGAGAAGUCCAGGGACCCUGAUUUCCUCCCACAGGUGGUCAUGGUGCUGGGCUUUUGGUUCCUGGUCUGGAAAAAUCAAAUCCAAGUCUCCUUUCAAUUUUUUUUUUUUUAAAUACAGAUUGUUACUCCUUGCAUCCUAAUCUAGUGAACUGAAAUUUUAGGUUAAAAACAUUGUUUUGAGAGUACAUCAUUCUCUCAGCUCAUUAUGAACCUUAGCUUUUCUUGCCUCUCCUUUUGGCUUCCCCUGAGUCCUCAGGUACAACAGACUGUGCUAGAUACCCUGUCUUAGGAACAGAAAAGAUGAAUG
Ochotona curzoniae (black-lipped pika) is the source of this 6513-nucleotide messenger RNA. It is a transcript of the gene AREL1, whose product is annotated as apoptosis resistant E3 ubiquitin protein ligase 1. Gene Ontology annotation, biological process: negative regulation of apoptotic process; proteasome-mediated ubiquitin-dependent protein catabolic process; positive regulation of protein catabolic process. The transcript is spliced from 21 exons. Bases 755 to 3226 code for a protein of 823 amino acids. The record is from RefSeq and is a predicted model, not a curated record. Gene Ontology annotation, molecular function: ubiquitin-protein transferase activity. NCBI's taxonomy places the organism in Eukaryota, Metazoa, Chordata, Mammalia, Lagomorpha, Ochotonidae.